UUAAAGAAUUAAAGGGCUAGGAUAAAAUAUGUGUAUAUAACUUUUGAGUUAAUGAAUUAUGAUUAUUAAAAAAACUUAUUUUUUAAAACUGACAAUAAGAAGAAAGAACGUGUCCAGUAAAGAAAUGUCUCAAGGAAUGGUGAGCAGAAUGAGUACCUCACAGGACGAGAGUGGCUGUUCCAGUAAUAGAGAACCCCUUUUGAGGUGUUGUGAUGCACGGAGGGACUUGGAGCUUGCUAUUGGUGGAGUUCUCCGGGCUGAACAGCAAAUUAAAGAUAACUUGCGAGAGGUCAAAGCCCAGAUUCACAGCUGCAUAAGUCGUCACCUGGAAUGCCUUCGAAGCCGCGAGGUGUGGCUGUAUGAACAAGUCGAUCUCAUCUGUCAGCUUAAAGAGGAGACACUUCAGCAGCAGGCCCAGCAGCUCUACUGGUUACUGGGCCAGUUCAAUUGUCUCAUUCACCAGCUGGAGUGCACCCAAAACAAAGAUCUAGCCAAUCAAGUCUCUGUGUGCUUGGAGAGACUGGGCAGUUUGACCCUCAAACCUGAAGAUUCGACUGUCCUCCUCUUUGAAGCUGACACAACUGCUUUGCGCCAGGCCAUCACCACAUUUGGGUCCCUCAAGACCAUGCAAAUUCCUGAGCACCUGAUGACUCAUGCUGGUUCAUCAAAUAUUGGGCCCUUCCUGGAGAAAAGAGGCUACAUCCCAUUGCCAGAGCAGCAGAAGUCAGCAUCCAGCACUACAGCUGUCCCUCUCAGCGAGUGGCUCCUUGGAAGCAAACCUGCCAGCAGUCGCCAGGCUCCUUACACGCCCAGCACCAAACUCCAGGACUGGCUCACCCAAAGGCAGACCUCGGAGAAUAGUCAGACUUCUGCCAGAGCCUGCAGUUUCUUUAGUAACAUCUGGGGCAAUCUAACGGGCUUGGAAAACUGGCUCCACAAGAGUCAGCAACAAGUAGUUUCUGAAAAACCAAGCUACCAAAAGUGUAACAGCCAUUCUACGACCAGUUCUUACUCCACUGAAAUUGAAAAGCUUGGAGAUCUAGAGCUCUUGGAGCAAGAUGAGAUGGAGCUUUCUGACUGGCUGGUGACUCCCCAGGAAUCCCAUAAGCUGGAGAAGCCUGGGAGUGGCAGCUGUGAAACCAGAGAGAAGUUUAAGCUCUUGUUCCAGGUGUUCCAGGAGUCUUACAGCGUGAGUGAUUGGCUUGUCAAGCCUGAUUCCUGUACCAAUUGUCAGGGUAACCAGCCCAAAGGUGUGGAGAUUGAAAACUUGGGCAAUCUAAAGUGCCUGAAUGACCACUUGGAGGCCAAGAAACCCUUGUCCACUCCCAGUGUGAUUACUGAGGAUUGGCUCGUCCAGAACCAUCAAGACCCAUAUAAAGUAGAGGAGGUCUGCAAAGCCAAUGAGCCCUGUUCCAGCUUUGCAGAGUGCGUGUGUGAUGAAAACUGUGAGAAGGAAGCUCUGUGUAAGUGGCUUCUGAAGAAAGAAGGAAAGGAUAAAAAUGGCAUGCCUGUGGAACCAAAACCUGAGCCUGAGAAACGUGAAGAUUCCCUGGAUAUGUGGCUCUGUCCAUCCAGAAAAGAGGCACCAGAACAAGCUAAGGCACCCAAGCCAAUGGCUUCCUCAAUUGCUGACUCCUUCCAGGUCAUAAGGAACAGUCCCUUGUCAGGGUGGCUCAUCACCCCCUCCUGCAAAGAAGGAUGUCCCAAGGAAGUUCCUAGAACCGAGCACAGAGCUGGUAAACAGAAGCUUACGAGCCCCUUGCCCACUUCCUGGUGUCCCUUUAAAACAGCUGACUGGGUCUUGCCAGGGCUGAAGACAGAAGACCAUACCCAGAUAUCCUCAGGAGAGGACAAGUGGCUACUUCGAAAGAAGGCCAAGGAAGUAUUACUUAACUCACCUCUACAGGAGGAACGGAACUUCCCCCCAGACCGUUACGGCUUCCCAGCAGUUUGUGAUCUCUUUGCCUGUAUGCAGCUUAAAGUGGAUAAAGAAAAGUGGUUGUAUCGAACUCCUCUACAGAUGUGAAGGAAUGGAGGACUAGAGUCGAGCAACUUUUCUGCAGAUUAUCACAAAUCCAUGAGCCGAGUGACUGCAGCUUGCCAAAUCAUUUUUUCUGGGUCUGAUGCAGUUCCUUUCCUGGCUAAUUUCAAACCAAUGAAGAGAAAAGUCAUCAAAUUAUAAGUUACUGUGUAAAAGAAAAAGGCUGUUUGUUGAUACUGAGGUGAUUCAGUUCCUUCUUACAGAAGUAUUAAUUCACUCCUAUACUAGAAACACAGCAUCUUAGUGGAUAGGUCUUUUUCAUACGCCUCCAUGGCUCCUUAGAUUGGGUUACGAGAAGUACAUUGAAACACUGUAGUUUUAAAAAAUGAAAUCAUUCUAUAAUCAAGGUGUGUUGAUACAUUAUUCUGAAGCUAGUAAGCUUACCUGAUCUUUUGAUUGCCCUUCUUUGGAUGAUUCUCUUGCUGUGGGUUUUCUUCCAUUAAUGGUGAAGUCUUCUGUUUAAUAAUACACAAUAUACUUUACACAAAUAAUUAACCUUGCCAAUAUAGUGGUUUUCCUUACCAAAAUGUGUAUUAACAAUCUUGGCAGUUUUUGACAUCAGUUAUAAAUCAUUUUAGUUUAUAUGCCAGAUUCUAUGUUAUUUUUCUUUCAAAAGAAACUCAGUUACAAGUUUUGUCUUUAUUCUCUACCCUUCUCUAAAUGUUAAGGUAUCUAGGGAGCUCUCUUAGAAGGGCUCCAUACUGCUUAAGACUAGAUUCAGGGUGGUCCUAGCCUUUCAAUUUACUAUGCCCUACAGGCAAAAGAACCCCAGUGCCGACUAAUCGAAAAGCAAAAGGCAAGACACGCUGGCAGUGUAUUACUUGAACCGUUCAUUAUCCUCAAGUGUUACUGGUGCAUCCUGUGUAAAUGGAAGCUGAACUUCACACCUGGUGCUUUUAACUAAGGAUGAAUCAAAUGUUCUCUCACUGCAAGCAUAGCUUACCUAUACCUCUAGAAGUAUAAUGCAGUGACAUUUUAGUGAAUAGGCUGUUUUGAACACUUGUGCCUUGGGGUGUUUACUGAAGCUUUAUGAGAACUAUCGAUACUUCCUUAGUAUCCUUAAAGUUAUGUCCAUGCUUUGAAGUUUCACUGUAGGAGAGAAAUGGAAUUUAUACCAUGUUACAAAAUUCUCAGAGACAUCUUAGCUGCUUUCCAGGCUUUGAAGCUAUUAAGCCAUUCAACUUGCCUCUAUGUUACUGGAAAUACUUUUGCUAAAGUUUGUGACGUGGUCAUCUAGAAAGCCCUGUUGGGGAAACUUCCCAGUGCCAGUGUCGUUGCCACACAGCUUCAUUAGAACUCUUGACCCACAGCUGAAAACAGCCUCCUAUUAUUUUUUAGUUCCCCCAGAUACCAUUUAGAACUUUAAAAGUAAAGGUGGUGGGUAAAAACUUAAGAAGGAGCCUUUUCAUUUAUCUUAGGUUGCAGGAAACUUUGUAGUUUUUGAAGUUUAACACAUUGUGUAUUCCUAAAUUUACAUUAAGCACUGUGCUAAUGAGUAUGUAAAACAUUCUUUUGCAUUGAUGCGUUUUGUACCUCCCUCCAUUAAAAGCAUAACAGCCAAA
Camelus dromedarius (Arabian camel) is the source of this 3603-nucleotide messenger RNA. It is a transcript of the gene NCOA4, whose product is annotated as nuclear receptor coactivator 4. Gene Ontology annotation, molecular function: transcription coactivator activity. The transcript is spliced from 10 exons. Bases 59 to 2026 code for a protein of 655 amino acids. Gene Ontology annotation, biological process: intracellular iron ion homeostasis; response to hormone. The record is from RefSeq and is a predicted model, not a curated record. Lineage: Eukaryota; Metazoa; Chordata; Mammalia; Artiodactyla; Camelidae.